GAGGCGCAGCGAUGUGGCGGGCGCUGCUGGCGGCGCUUGUGGCGACGGCGGUCGCGCAGUUCGAGCGGUACAGCUUCCGUAGCUUCCCGCGGGACGAGCUGAUGCCGCUGGAAUCCGCCUACCGCUACGGCCUGGACCAGUACAGCACGGAGAACUGGCCCGAGAGCGUCAGCUACCUGGAGGUGAGCGUGCGGCUGUACCGCCUGCUGCGCGACAGCGAGGCCUUCUGCCACCACAACUGCAGCUCCGCCGUGCCGCCCGCCGCCCCACCGCCCGCCGAUGGGGAGCUGGCCGAGCUGCGCCUGCUGGCCGGGGUGCUGCGGCGGGCGCAGUGCCUGCGGCGCUGCAAGCAGGGGCUGCCCGCCUUCCGCCAGGCCCAGCCCGGCCGCGAGCUGCUCGAGGAGUUCCAGCGCCGCGAGCCCUACAAGUACCUGCAGUUCGCCUACUUCAAGGCUAAUAACCUUCCAAAAGCUAUUGCAGCAGCUCACACGUUUCUUCUGAAGCAUCCAGAUGAUGAAAUGAUGCAAAGAAAUAUGGCCUACUAUAAGAGCAUACCUGAUGCUGAGGAGCACAUUAAAGACUUGGAGACAAAGCCUUAUGAGAAUCUCUUUGUCAGGGCUGUGAGAGCAUACAAUGGUGACAACUGGAGAACAUCCAUCUCAGAUAUGGAACUGGCUCUUCCUGAUUUCUUCAAAGCCUACGAUGACUGUAUAGCAGCCUGUGAAGGCUCCCGAGAGAUUAAAGAUUUUAAAGACUUCUAUCUCUCCAUUGCAGAUCAUUAUAUUGAAGUCCUUGCAUGCAAAGUGCAGUGUGAAAGUAAUCUGACACCCAUUAUAGGAGGCUUUGUUGUUGAGAAAUUUGUGGCCACCAUGUACCAUUACUUACAGUUUGCGUAUUAUAAAUUGAAUGACAUGAAGAAUGCAGCCUCUUGUGCUGCUAGUUACCUUCUAUUUGACCAGAAAGAUGAAGUAAUGAAACAGAACAUGGUCUAUUAUCAAUACCACAAAGACAAAUGGGGACUUCAAGAAGAGGAUUUUCAGCCCAGAUCAGAUGCAGUUAGAUAUCACAACAUAACCACACUCCAGUUGGAAAUGUAUGAAUUUGCAAAGGAACAUCUAAUGGAUGAUGAUGAGGGUGAAGUGGUGGAAUUCCUUGAUGAGUUGUUAGAAAUGGAAGAAAAGAAUGAAUCCUGAUGAGUGAAAUCACCAUGAAGUAUUCUACGAAAGCGAACGCUCACUGUUGUGCCUUAUUAUUGUUUUUGGUCACUUGUAGUUCCAGAUAGAUAUACCUCAAAACUGUUCCUUUACUCUCCAAAACACAUCACAUCUACCCCUCAGAUACCACCUCUGUGCUGCACUGGCUCUUUCAUGAGCAUGGGUUUUCACUGUGCCUUUACACAAUUGGUGCUUAUGAGUUUUCCUCCCAAGCUUUCUUUACACAAACACGACAAAACUGACAAUUCUUAUUUUCUGGAUUGACACUAAGAUUUCUUGUUCCAGUGCUGUGCCAUAUGCUUUAACAGUGCAGAUAAAUUGUAUUAUUUAUAUAUAUGACUGUGAUGAUUAAAUAAAGUGACACUGAAUCCCAGUGCAUCUCACAGAUGUUAAGGUAACAAACAAGGACUUCAAACAGCUUGAAAGGAUUAAUGAAGCACAACUGGUGAGCUUCAAAAAACUGCUUUAAGAAUUCUAUAAACAUUUUUGACCUUACUUUCACGUGGAAUUUCAUUCAGUUUUAAGAAAGGUCAUUUAGAAUUGAACAAUAAAUAAUUCCUACUUCC
Messenger RNA from Lagopus leucura (white-tailed ptarmigan), 1780 nucleotides. It is a transcript of the gene CRTAP, whose product is annotated as cartilage associated protein. The record is from RefSeq and is a predicted model, not a curated record. Gene Ontology annotation, molecular function: collagen binding; protein binding. Lineage: Eukaryota; Metazoa; Chordata; Aves; Galliformes; Phasianidae. Gene Ontology annotation, biological process: peptidyl-proline hydroxylation to 3-hydroxy-L-proline; collagen fibril organization. The coding region runs from base 12 to 1193 and encodes 393 amino acids. The transcript has 7 exons. Gene Ontology annotation, cellular component: endoplasmic reticulum.